CCGCGGCAUGGCCUCGGCGGUGUUUGAGGGCACGUCGCUCGUGAACAUGUUCGUGCGCGGCUGCUGGGUGAACGGCAUCCGCCGGCUUGUCGUCAGCCGGCGCGGCGACGAGGAGGAGUUCUUCGAGAUCCGCACCGAGUGGUCGGACCGCAGCGUGCUCUAUCUGCACCGCAGCCUGGCCGACCUGGGCCGCCUGUGGCAGCGCCUCCGCGACGCCUUCCCGGAGGACCGGCCGGAGCUGGCGCGCGCGCCGCUGCGCCAAGGACUGGUCGCCAUCAAGGAGGCCCAUGACAUUGAGACCAGGCUCAACGAGGUGGAGAAGCUUCUCAAGGCCAUCAUCAGCAUGCCGCGCAAGUACUCCAGGUCAGAAGUCGUGCUCACCUUCUUUGAAAGAUCGCCCCUGGAUCAGGUGUUAAAGAAUGACAACGUGCAUAAAAUUCAACCCAGCUUUCAGAGUCCGGUGAAGAUCUCAGAAAUCAUGAGGUCCAAUGGAUUCUGUUUAGCAAAUACGGAAACGAUCGUUAUUGACCACAGUAUUCCGAACGGCAAAGACCAGCUCGGGGCUGUGGACCCCACGGAGCACCUGUUUGAGGGCGGGGGCGAACUCCCCGCCGAGCUGGGGGACGGGGACGACCCGGCGGCCUACGUCACCAACCUGUCCUACUACCAUCUGGUGCCCUUCGAGACGGACAUUCUGGACUGAGGCUCCCCGGGCGCCGCCCCCAGCCCACCCAGGACUUGCUCCCUCGAGCCUGGACGGACCACAAGUGCCUGCGAGACGGCCCGGGCCAGGACUGGACACCCGGCCAGCCUCCCCCACGCGCCCUCCCUGGACCAGCGCACAGGACGUUUCAAGUGAGACCUUGCUGGGUCCCCGGGUUCUGGACGACACGGGGGGUGUUCUCUCACCCAGGUUUCCCAGGACCAGAAUGUGCGGCUUCCAGUCCUGCCUCCUACCUUCUUCCCAGAAGCUAUGGGCUUCCUGUCAGCCCAGGGGUGUUGGCGGAACGUUGGUCGUGAGUGGGGUAUCGGCUGCGGGCACGGGGGACCCGCUGACCGGUGCCCACAUGGGGGACACAGAGAGGAUGGAGCCCACCUGGCCUCCUGCGAGGGGUGAGGACGCUGGGGCCCCGGGCAGCCGGGGGCCAUUCCCCUGCCUGUCACCAAGCUUGCAGUGAUGCAGCCACCACGUCAGCCUGAGAAGACGGGAGCCGGGAGGUCACCAAGUGUCCCUGGCGGGUCCCCAGCUGCCCUCGGGGAGGGUCUGGGUUCUGCGUGUUCAUCUCCUCACAGAGUCUACUAAUGACCAGAAUUUGCUUGUGUAAAUAAUAGUAAAUUAUUGAGAAUCCUAAUUCUUUUACACAGUCUGUUUUUAAAUCUAUUU
Messenger RNA from Budorcas taxicolor (takin), 1384 nucleotides. RefSeq names its product PX domain containing 1 (gene PXDC1). Bases 8 to 703 code for a protein of 231 amino acids. The transcript is spliced from 5 exons. Gene Ontology annotation, molecular function: phosphatidylinositol binding. Lineage: Eukaryota; Metazoa; Chordata; Mammalia; Artiodactyla; Bovidae. The record is from RefSeq and is a predicted model, not a curated record.